Molecule: messenger RNA, 1734 nt
Organism: Dovyalis caffra
Lineage: Eukaryota; Viridiplantae; Streptophyta; Magnoliopsida; Malpighiales; Salicaceae
Source: the annotation of a GenBank genome assembly
AUGGUUUUGCAGGUUGUGGAACUUUUAAUCCGAAAAUUGGAAUGUGAGCCCAGUUUCCACCGUAAAGUGGACUUAUUUUUUCUUGUGGAUUCCAUCACCCAGUGUUCACAUAAUCAAAAAGGUGGCUUCCUCCUGCUCAAUGCCUAUUCUAUCAAUCUUGCUCUUUCAACCCUUGUAAAUGUUAGAGGAGCAAAGAAUGCCGUUCAUUCUGUAUCGAUAAUCAUCAACAAUGACUGUAUUGCUGGAGCUUCAUAUGUCCCUACGGUGCAAGCGGCAUUACCACGCCUUCUUGGUGCCGCUGCUCCACCAGGAGCUAGUGCUCGGGAAAAUCGUCGUCAGUGUUUAAAGGUCUUAAGGUUGUGGCUUGAGAGGAAAAUCUUACCUGAAUCUGUUUUGAGGCGCUAUAUGGAUGAUAUUGGAGGUUCAAAUGAUGAUGCCUCCGCUGGAUUUUCCCUUCGACGUCCAUCCCGAGCUGAACGAGCUAUAGAUGAUCCAAUCAGGGAAAUGGAAGGCAUGCUUGUGGAUGAAUAUGGCAGUAAUGCCACUUUUCAGUUGCCUGGCUUGUUAUCUUCUCAUGUGUUCGAGGAUGAUGAUGAUGACUUUCCGGGCAGUCCAUUUAAGGAAGGUGAUGGUGUGUUGGUAGUUACAGAAUCAACCCAUGCUUUAGGGGAGAGAGAAACAUGUACUUUCACUCCAAAUGACAGGCGCCACUGCAUCUUAGAGGAUGUGGAUGUUGAACUUGAAAUGGAAGAUGUGUCUGGACACCAAAAGGAUGAAAGACCCUCAUCCACAGGUGGUUCUUUUGAAAUGGAACCACAGCAGCAUUGCUCAGAUAGGUUACCAGAACCUGCAGUAAAUGAUUCUGUUGAGUUGCUGCCUCUACCAGAUGGGUCUCCACCACCACCUCCUAAUUCUCCUCCUCCACCUCCGCCUUUGCCUUCCUCUCCACCGCCGCUGCUACCACCUCCACCCUCAACAUCUCCAUCACCGCCGCCUCCACCUCCACCUCCACCUCUUCCAUCACAACCGCCACCUCCUCUUCCUCCUGUGCCACCUUCAGCUCCCCUUCCAACUGUGGUACCUCAGCCAUCUGGACCAAGUCAACCUUCUUUACUAGCAAAACCAAUACGACCAUCUCAGUCAUCUGUACAGUCCUCACCUCAGUUGGCAUAUCAAUCAGCAGUACCGCAUGAAUACUGUGCUACACCUGGUAAUAAUCAAAUUGUCCAAAUGGCUGGAAGUACUCCUCAUGGGAAUCAUAUGUUUUUAAAUCCUCAAGCUCCUCAACAAAACCAACAUUUUCAGCCGGUUAAUGCACCUUUUGCACAAAGACCUCUGCAUCCGAACCUACCACAAACUGCAUCUGGUCAUUUCUCAUUUACAAAGCCACCAAUUCAGCAGCAUCCUCAGCAUCCUUAUCCCCGUCCAUACCCUAUGCCAUCACAUCCUGAUGGACGGCCGCGAUUUGCUACUGAUGAACAGUGGAGGAUGCCUUCAAGCGAAUAUGCAGAUAAUCAGCAUGGUGCAUGGAUGGGUGGAAGAAAUCCAUCACAUGCAGGCCCUUCUUUUGGCCAGGAAGGUUACUUUCGGCCACCACCUCCAAAUAAUAUGGGUUUUCAGGUUGCCCCCACCAAUAAUAUACCUGCUGGAACUCCCAUUCCAGGUCAUGGUGUUUCACAGAUGUUGCCAUGUAGACCAGACAUGCCUGCCCUAAACUGCUGGAGGCCAGCUUAA